AUGGCGUUCGGUAUUCUGGAGGACUAUCAUAUGGAGGUUGUUCCUGGCACGGCGCUUCUGCGAGACCAGUCCAACAACCUUCCAGACCAGCUAACCGCGGUGCCCGCUGAACGACUCAAGCACGGAACAGGACGUUUCGCACAUGUUGUAUUGGUUCCACAGCCUUCCGACUCACCUAAUGAUCCCCUGAAUUGGCCGACCUGGAAGAAAGACUUGAUCCUUUUCAUCGUAGGCAUCAAUGCUGGAAUUGUUGGCGCAUAUGGCCCAAUGCUCGGUCCCGGUUUUGUUCCCAUUGCAGCAGAGCUGGGCAUCACGGUCGAGACACUGUCGCAUGCUACAGCAUGGCUCAUUCUGACGCUCGGGCUAUGUGUCUUCCUUUUCAAUCCUCUGGCCAAGAUCUACGGCAAGCGGCCCAUCUAUGUUGCAACAAGCGCGAUCUUGUUUGUCGUUAGCAUUUGGGGCGCUGUUGCAGACACUUACCCCAGCUUUUUGGGUUCGCGUAUUCUAGGCGGCAUGGGAAUGGCACCUUACGAAGUGCUUGUUCAAGCCACCAUCAGCGACCUAUACUUUGUGCAUGAGCGAGCCACCCGCUUGGCAGUGUGGAACCUCUUCCUACUCUGUGGCAUCUGUGGUGCUGGUUUCAUCUCUGGCUACAUCAUUGAAGACCUUGGCUACAAGUGGACGUUUGGGGUCUGCGCAAUCUUGUUCGGUGUAUUCGGCAUGGGCAUUCUGCUUCUGGUUCCGGAAACGGCGUACAUUCGACCAACUGUGACUGCUGAAAUUCUAGCAGCGAGAGCGAAUGGAGACGACGAGAAGGCCGACGAAAAGUCGCACGGCCUGCACAUCGAGUUCCAAGAAGAGAUAACGUGCAGCGCAUUGACUGGCAAUGGAACAUCACCAGAUGCUGCCAUUGAGUCCAAGAUGUCGUACGUCAAGUCGCUACGACUGCUGAGUGGGCGAUACACGAAUGCGGCAUUGUGGAAGAUCUUUGCCAGGCCCUUUCUCAUGUUCUUCUACCCCAGCGUCCUCUUCGCAUUCCUGGUCUUUGGCCUCACAUUGACGUGGAUCGUGGUGUUCAGCGUUGUCAAUGGCGUGCUUUUCACGGCGCCUCCUUACAACUUCUCCGUCAGCCAAGCGGGUCUGACGUCUCUCUCGCCAUUCAUCCUUUGCAUCAUCGGCGAAGUCGUCAGUGGACCAUUGAACGAUUGGUUGUGUUUGCGCCUCGCAAAGGCCAAUAAUGGGAUAUACGAGCCGGAAUAUCGACUUGUCUUGAUGGUUGUCGUUGUUCUCACUGGGACCGUGGGCUUCUAUGGCUUCGGAGUGACGGUGCACUACGAGACACACUGGACAGGCCCGGUCUUGACGUAUGGCUUGGCGAACAUGAGCCUCGCAUUUGCGACCACCUGCUGCUUUGGCUACGUCUUGGACUGCUACCCCAAGUUGGCCGAGGAAGCAUUCGUUGCCAUCAAUGCCCGCAACCUGGUGACAUUCGGAUUGACAUACUUUGUCAACACGUGGUUGGCCGAAGAUGGAGCACUGGCGGUGUUCAAUGUGCUGGGAUCGUGCUUCCUGGCGGUCUGCGCCUUGACGGUGCCACUUUGGAUAUUCGGCAAACGGAUCCGGUCGUGGACGGCGAGGAAUGAGUGGUUGAACCAGUUCAUGAAUGAUAUGUGA
Sphaerulina musiva SO2202 is the source of this 1674-nucleotide messenger RNA. Its product is annotated as cycloheximide resistance protein. Bases 1 to 1674 code for a protein of 557 amino acids. The transcript is spliced from 6 exons. The record is from RefSeq and is a predicted model, not a curated record. NCBI's taxonomy places the organism in Eukaryota, Fungi, Ascomycota, Dothideomycetes, Mycosphaerellales, Mycosphaerellaceae. Gene Ontology annotation, molecular function: transmembrane transporter activity. Gene Ontology annotation, biological process: transmembrane transport.